AUGACACAAUCUGUUCCCGUCGCGACUAACAUUGGUUCUCUGGUUGCGGUUCUGCUUACUCAAUUUGAGCCGUUCGAGAUAUCAGAGAUGGAUGGUGAUAAUAACAGCAGAUAUGACAGGCAAUUAAGGCUCUGGGCAGCCUCUGGCCAGUCACUCCUUGAGGCCUCUCACGUCUGUCUAAUCAAUGCUACAUCACUGGGUUGUGAGGCUUUGAAGAACCUUGUCUUGCCAGAUGACGCCAAGGUUGGAGCUAUGGAUCUUUCAAGCAACUUUUUCCUCACAGAGGCUGAUCUGGACUGCCCGCGUGCUUCUGCCGUUUUAAGAAAUCUACUUGAACUGAACCCAAAUGUGUCUGGUAAUGCAUUGGUUUGUGAUCCUGUUUCGAAGCUGAGUGAUAUUGGCUUUUGGGAGGGAUUCUCUGUGGUGAUUGUAUGUGGAGGCCACUCUUCGACCGUGGAUUCUCUCUCUGAUUUACUAUGGAGUCUAAAAAUCCCGUUCAUCCGUCUGCUGUUAUCGGGGUUCUAUGGAAGUAUUAAAGUCAACGUUCCGGAGAAAGCACUGACAGAUUCACACAUGGAGCUAAAGGGCGACCUUAGAUUGGACCAGCCGUGGCCAAAACUUCUCCAACACGUCAACGCCAUCGCCUUUGAGGAAUUGGAUGAUACAGAGCACGCACAUAUUCCUCCAAUUGUGAUUGUGGUCAAAGCUUUUCAAAAAUGGAAGAAUGAGACCAAAUGUUUUCCAGAAAAUCGCAAAGAGAAAGAGGAACUACGUCUGGCUAUAGGAAGUUUACAAAGAAGUACUAACGAGCAGAACUUUGACGAAGCAGUUGACCUCGCUCGGAAAUUGACAAAUUCAAAGAAAAUCGUGCUGCCUCUGAAGCCCUACCUUACCAUGUUGAAUGAUAUUGACUGGAACUCCAAUAUUUCACCAUUUUGGUUCUAUCUUCUCGCAUUGAAACAGUUCUUGGAUCAAAAUAAUGGGCUACCCCCUCUCUCUGGUGACCUUCCCGACAUGGCUUCGGAUACAAAAAGCUACAUCAUAUUGCAGAGACUUUACAGAGAAAAGGCUGAAGAGGACUUCUUGAAGUUUCACGCCAUUCUGCACGAUUUACUAAGGGAAUUAGAGAAAUCAGUCGAAGAGUUUACAGAUGAAACAUCUCGCUUGUUCUGCAAGAACUCAAGGCAGGUUAUAGUACAACAUGGCACGCAUCACCAGGUCUCGAAAAAACUAGAGAAUGAAAACGAUGACAUUAUGAAAGCAAUUUACCUGUGUCUGCUGGCAACCACAGAAACUAAUCACACACAAAAGGCAUCCUUGGAAGAUAUAGAGCGGUUUGUCAAAAGCAGCUGCGAGCGAUACACAAUUACAUUGAGUGACGAAACUCUUGAAAGCGUGUCAGAAGAAGUAAUUCGAACUUACGGUAGCGAGACUGCAAAUAUUGCAUCUUUCAUGGGCGGCAUCGCUGCUCAAGAAGUAUUGAAACAACUCACCAACCAGUAUGUCCCACUGGAUAAUUGUCUUGUAUUUGAUGGUAUUAGAAGCGUUACCAGCAGCUUCGAAGUAUAA
Molecule: messenger RNA, 1569 nt
Organism: Kuraishia capsulata CBS 1993
Lineage: Eukaryota; Fungi; Ascomycota; Pichiomycetes; Pichiales; Pichiaceae
Exons: 4
Coding region: 1-1569 (522 amino acids)
Biological process (GO): protein neddylation
Cellular component (GO): cytoplasm
Molecular function (GO): NEDD8 activating enzyme activity
Source: RefSeq, a predicted model, not a curated record